This is a messenger RNA of Amorphotheca resinae ATCC 22711, 2496 nucleotides long. RefSeq lists its product as hypothetical. Bases 92 to 2314 code for a protein of 740 amino acids. The transcript has a single exon. NCBI's taxonomy places the organism in Eukaryota, Fungi, Ascomycota, Leotiomycetes, Helotiales, Amorphothecaceae. The record is from RefSeq and is a predicted model, not a curated record. Gene Ontology annotation, molecular function: protein binding.
CGAUAACUGCGAAUUGUACCUUUCUGCGCGAAGCCGCUUGCGCGAUCAAAGUCCGAAGGUCUUCCGAAUAUAUAUCCAGUAUGACACGAUAAUGCAAGUUCUUUGGUCUCGCGCGGCGCCAACCAGGUCUUGUCACUGUAGCAGCUGUCUACAAGCUGCAACGACUAUAGCUCGUCGAACCACUACUGCCGCCAGCAGACGCCAAUUGAAAUUUGGAGACCUAUUUACAGCAUGCUACUCAACCAUACUAGCUACUGCUGCCGUUGCAGAUGCAAAGGUCAAGGAAGAGAGGAGGAGGGAAUGGGAUCGACUCAUCGCCGAGGCCAAGGGCUUGCCAAUUGAGAAAAAGGAAGAAGCGCAUGAACCGGAAAAUGCUAAGGAGAGAACGAGGAACCCGACUCCUGCUGUCUGGGAUGGUACCUGCUGGACAACAGCGGCGCCGGUCAAAGAUGCUCGUUGGACAAAACAGCUGAAGAUACUGGACUCGCACUUAAAGCAGUCUCUCGCAGAACCCGCCAAGAGACUUUGGAAACAAUCGGCCGCUGUGGAAGAAGACUGGGACGAUGACGACGAUCCGGAAGGCAUUCUACUUCCCCGGGAGCCAAAAAACCAGUUACAAGUGUAUAUGAUGGAGCACAACAUUGCAAAGCUUGUUGCUCGUCUGCUUCUGCAUUCAAAAGUCAAAUCGGCAACACGAAGCUCUACGGCCACAGCUGACAGUCUUCAUUUUUCUGCACAGAUGGAAGAGAUGACAAGGCGAAUUGAGGCAUUGCAACGAGGAGAUACCAGGCUACCAUUGUACUCAUUUCAUGAUCCGGCAUCUGUCAGGAAGGAACGAGCGGAGUUACAUAACUCUCUAGUGGCUCUUUAUUCGAGAACCUCAGUCAAUGGUUCCAACAUCGACGUCAUGAUAGCGAAGAUCUGUUACAAUCUCUUGGUUUCUACUGCCCCGCCUAAUAUCACCACUUACAACAUCUUGAUUGACUGCUUCACCCGACUGAAAGAGUAUGAACUUGGAGAUCUCGUCGUGGAGUCUUUUCUUUUAGAGAGCCGCUACAAACCAAACCCUGCGACCAUUCGGCUCAUUCUCCACCACUUCGCUGAAAAGGGUGAUUCAAUUGGCUUCCGAAGAAUUGUUAGACGAAUGAGAGGCGUUGAUCAGGAUAUGCGGGUCAAAAGACGAGCACUUUCGAACCUUCAGCUCUCGGAAGUACAGAGUUGGGCACUGAAGAAUAAGGUCGUUCAUAGAAAUGGCCAGCUGGUCCAGAAAAUGCCUCGAAAUGCCACAAUCUUUGAUUCUCUCAUCCAGGGUUGCCUGACCUUAACGGAUGUUCGUUCAGCUAUUCGUUAUUUCCGCGCAGCUCUUCGCGAGGGCUACGAAGUGAAGUCAAGGACACUGUUUCAGAUUGUAGAAGCAUGUCUUCAGCAACUAGACUACAUUGCUGGGCAUUCCCUCCUGUAUGCUAUUCUGUUACAAUGGGAAAGGGGGUCAUUACCGGGUCAUGGAAUCCGAUAUAAUAGCCUUGUACGACAUGCUAUAUACCAGCUUCUGGGCCUCUGCCGCGUUAGCAUAGAUUCGACACGAAAACUACCGGUCAAAGCUUCUCGAGAUUCUUUGCAGAGAAUGCUACGUCAUAUGAAAAUUGAGGCCAUUGCGGAUGCUAGCGAUCGAUUUGCAGAGCGUAUUUCGUUCGUGGAGAACCUCAUUUUACUACACACCCAGCAUCCCAAGGAUGAUGGGAUUACAACGAGUGGCGAGACAGUCCAGCUGAUGGGCUCAGAAAUUCCGGUAGAAGGCCCAGAGAACUCAUACCAACGCCUCAAUCUUGCAGUACGAAUUCUCAACGACGCUCCGCUCAGGGAACAACUUCAUGAGGAUAGGAUCAAAGGGAAUAGCGCACGAGCUCGUUUAAGGACCUUGCAGGUAUUUAAGUCUAUACUCUUCGCCAAGUCGAAAGACAUCAUCUUCAUGCAGCAGGAGUUACUACCUAUUUCGUACAAUCAUCUUUCACCUCAAUCAAAACUGAAGUACGAUGCUGCGACAAGAGAGCGCGAGGAUAUUCCUAUAUCCGAAAGGCUGGACCUUCUUUUCCGCCUCCAUCGAGAGGCGAACCAGGAGAAGUCAGUUGUUGGGAGCCAAGUUCUCGAAAUGCAGUGCGUAGAGCAACCAGCACCUCGAUUGGAAAUACAAACACGGAAUUUCCCACAGCCUAUUCGCCCACCUACACCUCCUACGGGAGUACCCUUUUCCGGCUUUCGCACGGUUUUGCUGGACCCAAGGCUGCAGGAUGAGGCAAUAGUAGCAAGAGAGUGAUGUACUAUUUAAUGGUUGAAUGGUUCCAUGAAAAAAAAGGUACUUGUUUGUACAUAUAGAGCGUGGGUUGAAUGGCGCCUAGGUAUAUAUCUUUGGAGCAUAACGGCGUUGGAGAUAUCUCCCAAGACUUGAUGGGGGUAGUUUCUUGAGGUAUGCGAAUAUGAAGACAUACGAUUGCUCGA